Molecule: messenger RNA, 1311 nt
Organism: Necator americanus (New World hookworm)
Lineage: Eukaryota; Metazoa; Nematoda; Chromadorea; Rhabditida; Ancylostomatidae
Exons: 1
Coding region: 1-1311 (436 amino acids)
Source: RefSeq, a predicted model, not a curated record
AUGCUGCUCAGAGGAUUACGAGCCUGUGCUGAACGUGCCUCGAAGCCGCGCACGACAAGCUUGGAUCGAAUUUCGAAGACCACCAAGGAAUUGUUGGAAAGAAGAAGGGCUUUGAGGCUUGAUCCGAAUGCAUCGCACAUUGAGCGGUUAGUAGCAAACACUAGCUGCAGAGAGGCGUUGCAGGAGGAUCUUUUGAAGUACAGGCAGAAGAAGAUUCUAGAAGCAGCACAAAGAAGAACGAGUCUAAAGAAGUGCCGCAGGGACCUCCGCGAAUAUAAUAUUCCGCUAGCAACCUUGCUGAGCGAAGACGGGACUCGCACGUCUUCUCGUCGUGAGAUGGAAAUCAUAACGGAGAGGUUCUACUCGAAUCUUUUCCGUUCAUCAACUCCUGUGUCAAGCCCGAUCAUCCCCACUGGCGAAGCUCCACCACGGAUUCUCCCUUCGGAAGUACGAGUCGCUAUCAAGAGCAUGAAACCUGGCACAGCCCCCGGACCUGAUUUUAUAUCAGCAGACUUUCUUCGGGCUGGUGGCCAUCCGCUUCAUGUAAUCUUAGCAGCGCACAUGACAUCCUACCUUCAGAGAGAAAGGAUCCCAGACCAGUGGAAGACCUCGCGAACCGUUCUUAUCCAUAAGAAAGGUGACCGAAAGGACCUUCGGAACUACCGUCCGAUAUGCUUGCUGAGCGUGUUAUACAAAGUAUUCACCAAGAUCAUCCUCACCCGCAUAUCUAGGACGCUGGAUGAAGCCCAGCCUCAAGAACAAGCUGGAUUCCGCCAGGGGUUCAGCUGCUUGGACCACAUCCAGACCGUGUCGAAGGUCAUAGAGGUUUGCCGGGAAUACCGCCUGCCCCUUGUUCUAACCUUCGUCGACUAUGAGAAAGCCUUUGACAGCGUAGAAACGAAUGCAAUACUGUCAGCGCUGGUCGACCAAGGUGUGGACGCGUCGUAUGUGAGGACAUUAGCCCAUUGCUACGAUCGAUGCACGACUAGGAUACAGCUUUUCCACCGCCUUCUCACCAUACCCAUUGGAGAGGGGGUACGACAAGGCGAUACUAUAUCGCCGAAGCUGUUCACAGCUGCAUUGCAAUGGAUAAUGAAAUCACUAUCCUGGGAGGAAAGGGGCAUACGUGUUGAUGGAAGAUUCCUUUCGAACCUUCGUUUCGCGGACGACAUCGUUCUCUUUUCGAGCAGUACCAAUGAAGCAGAAACGAUGCUCAACGAAACUCAACGAGAGAAUAGGACUACGAAUAACCAGAAAGAAGACACAGUUCAUGAAAAACGCCUACUGCGAGGACGGAGGAGUACAACUUGA